AGCACCCAAUUGUGAUUGGAUUUCACAUGAAUCAACGUCAACUUGGGCUAAUUUCUUAUCCUGAAUCAUGAAAAACAAUCCGAAUGAACGAGAAAGCAACUGGAUGUGGGAUCGAUGCAUGAAAAAUCCACCAAUUUUCCCUUGGAGUUACCACAGGGUAAUUGUCUGUUCUCUUGCCCUGUUUUGUGUUGUGAACGUUGUCUACUGGGUUAGCUUCUUGAAUUCUUCAGAUUCAUCGGACCAGAAGUACUCGGCCGUCAACACCUUUCGCAGCUCCGUCUUGUUGGGGUACUUUUCCCCCAAGGUCUCCGCCCCUGUUCUCCCUCAAACCCCCCAAAAAGUUCCGGAAAAAACCUCUCUCCGCUACAUAGUCUUCGGCAUUGCAUCCUCGUCCAAGCUCUGGAACCACAGAAAACAGUAUCUCAAGCUCUGGUGGAGGCCUAAUCAGAUGCGCGGCGCGGUAUGGUUAGACAAACCCGUCGCCAACGGCUCCGAUGAUCACCUUUUACCUCCAAUUAAAAUCUCAAGUAACACCUUCCAAUUCAACUACGAGUACCCCGGCGGCCACCGCUCUGCUCUCCGAAUAUCGAGGAUUGUGUCGGAGACUUUACGGCUGGGAUUCAAACACGUGCGGUGGUUGGUGAUGGGUGACGACGAUACAUUCUUCGUGCCUGAUAACUUAGUCAGCGUUCUGUCAAAGUACGAUCACACCCAAUACUACUACAUCGGAAGUUCGUCGGAGAGUCAUACACAGAACAUCAAUUUCUCGUACAUCAUGGCCUACGGCGGUGGCGGGUUUGCCAUAAGUUACCCGUUAGCAAAAGCUCUGGCGAAAAUGCAAGACAGGUGCAUACAGAGACACUCAGCUCUAUACGGAUCAGAUGACCGGAUUCAGGCAUGUAUGUCGGAGCUCGGAGUUCCCCUCACCAAGGAACCAGGAUUUCAUCAGUUUGAUGUGUACGGCAAUAUAUUUGGGCUUCUGACGGCGCACCCAAUUGCACCUUUAGUAUCUCUCCACCAUUUGGAUAUAGUGGAGCCCAUUUUCCCUCAGCUGGAUCGAAUACGGGCCCUGCAGCUGCUAACCAAGCCCAUGAACCUCGACCCGGCGGGUCUGAUGCAACAAACCGUGUGCUACGACAAGACCCGGAACUGGACGGUGUCGGUGUCCUGGGGCUACGCCGUCCAGCUCAUCGGUAGCAUAGUUUCUGUCCGGGAAAUGGAAAUUCCGACCAGAACUUUUCUACACUGGUACAGAAAAAACGACAAGUUGGGGUACUCAUUCAAUACACGUCCAGUCAGCCGUCAUGUCUGUGACAAACCGUCCGUCUACUAUAUCUCUAAUGUGUUCUUCGACACGAAGAUGAACAAGACGGCCAGUGAGUAUGUCGGGAGUCAGUUUCCAAACCCAGAUUGUAAACGGAACAUUCCGGUUCCUUCUCUGAUUAAAAGAGUGGAGGUUUACAAGAGACCCGACCCGCAUGUGUGGGAGAGGGCUCCACGGCGGAAUUGUUGCAGGGUGUUGCCGACGGAGAAGCAAGACACCAUUGUAGUUGAUGUGGGAGCAUGCAAGGAAGAUGAAAUCAUUGAAUUGCGGUGACAAUAAGGGAUUCUUCUUUUCCUUUUUCCUUUUUAAUUUCACCAAAUUCUACUAGUAAUACGCGUUCUGAACUGAUAAUUAUCAUUAUUACAACAUUAAAAUUGUUUCUUUUUU
Molecule: messenger RNA, 1711 nt
Organism: Rubroshorea leprosula
Lineage: Eukaryota; Viridiplantae; Streptophyta; Magnoliopsida; Malvales; Dipterocarpaceae
Source: the annotation of a GenBank genome assembly